Molecule: messenger RNA, 2724 nt
Organism: Esox lucius (northern pike)
Lineage: Eukaryota; Metazoa; Chordata; Actinopteri; Esociformes; Esocidae
Product: zinc finger protein 614-like
Exons: 2
Coding region: 145-2307 (720 amino acids)
Biological process (GO): regulation of DNA-templated transcription
Molecular function (GO): RNA polymerase II cis-regulatory region sequence-specific DNA binding; DNA-binding transcription factor activity, RNA polymerase II-specific
Source: RefSeq, a predicted model, not a curated record
GUGUUUCGAUACGUAUUCCACGUGAUUCAAUUCCGAGUCACUCGUCCGCCUCUGGGAUGUUGUUCUACGUCCACCAUCUUUGUUUGAGCAUAGCCACCGCGUGAGCAGGUUACAGUAAGAGUAUUUACUUGAAUUUCCCUCAAAAUGUCGAAACUACAGCUUUUGAAUGAGUUUCUCAGACAGCGUUUCACGGAGAUAUUUGGGGCAGUCGAAAAAACGAUAACUGAGUACAAGGAAGAAGUAUCUUGUUCAAAGGAGGAAAUCGAACGUCUACAGAAGCUUCUGGAUUUGGCUUUGAAACCAGAUCUAAAGUUGCAUAAAGCAGAUGCCCAGAUGCUCAUUGUCCCUGAGGAGGUUCAUUGUGAGCAGGAGCAGAGGCCCAGUCUUGGACAGGAAGACUCAUAUCCUGCACACAUUCAAUGGGAACAGGAGCUCUCAACCAGUCAGGAGGGAAUACACCAUCAACAACUAAACUCUGACAUCACAGAGUUGAUAUUUUCUCCUCUCUGUGGGAAAGGUCACUAUGAUCAGAAACAGCCAAUGCCCUUACUAACACCCAACAGAACUGAAGCUAUGGACACUGACCCAGAGCAAGAGAGAGACUAUGUAUCAGAAACCAGCAGCAACUUUCAGCCCAUUUCUGUAACAAGUCCAGAACCCUCUGCAUCUCAGAAUUGCACCAGUAGGUGUAUUGAUAUAGUACCGAAUAGAGGACUGCUGUCAGCAUUGGGGUUAGUACGGACAAACAGUGUUCAAACAAGUGUUGUAGGCCGCAGAACCAAAAGAUUACCACACAAGAAAGUACAAAGCCCCAAUUCCAGUGCCGUAGCCAGGAAAAUUGCCAAAUUACAUAAGACAGCGCAAAGCCUCAAUACCAGUACAGGAGGCCGUAGGACCACAAAGUCAACCCUCAAGACUGUGCAAAGCCCCAAUACCAGUACAGUAGCCGGGGCAACUACCAAGUCACCCAUCCAGACAGUGCAAAGCCUCAAUACCAGUACAGUAGCCGGGACAACUACCAAGUCACCCCUCAAGACUGCACAAAGCCCCAUUAACACCGUUGGAGGAACAAAAUCUGGCAAGACAAACCUUGAGUGUGUUCAAAGCCCCAAUACCAGUGUUAAAGGCAGGAAGACUACAAAGUUACCCCUUGAGACAGUACAAAACCCCAACAAUAAUAUAGUUGGGACAAAUACCAAGUCAUCCCUUGUGACUGUGCAAAGCACCAAUACUGGUGUGAUGAUUACAAAGUUACCCGUCAAAACAUUGCGAAGCCCAAAGACCAGUGUUGGAGGAAGGAGAACUUCCAAGUCACCACAUGUUAGAGUUGAGACAGGAGGACUACGGUCAGCACUACAAUUAGUUCGGACAUUGAGGACACGGAUUAAGAAGGAACAGAACUCUCCCACCAGUCCUGAAGCUUGGAAAACUACAAAGUUAUCCCACAAUAAAGAACAAAGCUCUCUUACCAUUGCUGUAGAGAGGAAAAACCCCAGAUUAUCCAAGGUAACAUCACCCAAUAAAAGCCCUACUUCUCCUCAUUGUUGCAAGAUGUGUGGGAAGUCUUUUGUUUUCAUGAGUUACCUUGUCAGUCAUGUACAAAAAAUGCAUUUAAAGGAUAAAUACCAUCUUUGUGGGGUUUGUGGAAAAGAUUUCAUGUCCACAGACAGUAUGGUGAAUCAUUUGCAAACUCACAUUGGAGUAAAGCAUUUUUGUCACGCCUGUGCUAAAGUCUUCACUUGUAGUUCAAAUCUGAAGGUACAUAUGAGGAUCCAUACAGGAGAGAGGCCAUUUAAGUGUAAAGAAUGUGGGAAAGGCUUCACUGUAAGAAAAUCCCUGAAGGACCAUGUUAGGAAUCACACCGGUGAGAGGCCACAUAAGUGCUCCAAAUGUGGAAAAUGUUUUGCAUCAACAACUCAUCUAAGUCGCCAUCAGGAAAUCCACACAGGAGAGAAACCAUAUCAAUGCAACGAUUGUGGGAAAAGCUUCAGUCGGAAGGAAAAGCUAGCAGAACAUAUAAGGACUCAUACUGGGGAGAAGCCAUUUCCUUGCCCUAAAUGUGGCAAAUGCUUUGGUCUGAAAGGAAAUCUGAACACCCAUAUGAUUAGACACACAGGGGAGAAACCAUGCAAGUGCAUUGAAUGCGGUAAGGGCUUCUCUUUGAAUGCUGAUCUGAAAAUUCAUAUGAGGACACACACAGGUGAGAAAAGAUACAAGUGCAAUGUUUGUGACAAAUCUUUCACCCAGAAGGGAUAUUUGGCUGGCCACAUCCUGAAACACACAGGAGAGAAACAAAAGGAUCAGUAAUUUUUGGGAUUACAUCAAUCAGAUUAAUUCUGAAUGCUCUUGAAAGUUUUAAUGUUUCCAUUUAUUCUAAGUUUCUUUAUUGUUGUUUCAUGUUUUCUGGUGUAACAGAAAAUGGCAAAACAUCACAACAGUACAAAAAUGUGAAAUCACCACAUAAUUUAGUGACUUAUUAAUUAAACCUGUGUUUUGUUAGAUAAAGUCUAAUGGAUUGUAUGAUAUUAAUGUAUCAUCAAUUUCAGCUUGAUUUCAUUUUACGGAAUAUAUUUUUUAUGUUUCAUCUUUAUUUUCACUUAUUGUAAUGGGCUUCUUUGGCUUGACAUCUAGGUUUAACCUUUGUUGCUUUUUGUUUGAUUUUCUGUGAAUCCUUUGGAGAUUUGUGAACUAUUUCUAUGAAUAAAGAAAAAGCAUAAAUCUUGA